AUGGGUUUGCGUGAGGCUAACGCAGCGAAAGAUAUCAUUACUGGUACAUUUUCUAUAAACUCAGUUCUUUUUAAAGUUUUAUUUGAUUCUGGUGCAACAUAUUCUGUCAUUUCUAAAGUUAUGCUUCCAAAACUAUCGCAUUGUCUGAAAACUGUACAUGACAUAGAUAUUGUUAUAAAACUUACAACUAGGAGUAUAGUUCAUUGUACUAGGGUCUACAAGGAUGUUCCUAUAAAGAUUAAAGGUAAGGAAUUCCUAUCGAACUUGAUUGAAUUUGAACUAGGAGACCUUGAUAUAAUUCUUGGAAUGGAUUGGUUAUGUCGUUAUCAUGCUGAGAUUUGA
Chenopodium quinoa (quinoa) is the source of this 342-nucleotide messenger RNA. RefSeq lists its product as uncharacterized. The record is from RefSeq and is a predicted model, not a curated record. Gene Ontology annotation, biological process: proteolysis. Bases 1 to 342 code for a protein of 113 amino acids. NCBI's taxonomy places the organism in Eukaryota, Viridiplantae, Streptophyta, Magnoliopsida, Caryophyllales, Amaranthaceae. Gene Ontology annotation, molecular function: aspartic-type endopeptidase activity. The transcript has a single exon.